ACGCUUAUGCUUAUCGACGAUACCUGUCAUAACAUAAUUUUAUGGUACACCGACAGCCAUCACUAACUUAAGAGUUAAACAUCGAUCGUCGUGUAUUAUUAAAGUUUUGUCGGACAAGCGAACGCAACAAAUAAAAAAUGAAUAUUCGAAUCAUGCAAAGCCGAAAUAGUUUAAAAAAUGCAACAAGUUUGUUUAGAAGACUUGAGUACCGACAAUUAUCCGCCCAAGUUGCCGCACAACCCAAACGCAAUGCAGCUGAUCAAAACAUCGUCCUAGUCGAUGGAGUUCGAUCUCCAUUUUUGACAUCUGGCACGGCUUAUUCAAAACUAAUGCCACAUGAAUUGGCUCGGCAUUCGCUGCUAUCACUAUUGCAAAAGACUCGCCUAGAUAAGGAACUUGUUGAUUAUAUAGUUUAUGGCACCGUCAUUCAAGAGGUCAAAACAUCGAAUAUUGGACGCGAGGCGGCUCUUUCAGCUGGUUUUAGCGAUAAGACGCCAGCACAUACGGUUACCAUGGCCUGCAUCAGCUCCAAUAUGGCAAUAAGCACUGGCAUGGGUCUAAUUGCUACGAAUACAUACGAUGUGAUUGUUGCUGGAGGCGUUGAAUUUAUGUCCGACUUGCCAAUUCGUCAUUCGCGCAAGAUGCGAGCUUUGCUGGUGAAGGCGAGCAGGGCGAAAACUUUGGGACAACGUUUGUCCUUGCUAUCGACAUUUAGGCCCGAUUUCUUGGCACCCGAACUUCCAGCUGUUGCCGAGUUCUCAUCUGGCGAGACUAUGGGCAAAUCUGCGGAUCGUUUGGCAACCGCUUUUAACGUGAGCCGCCAGGAGCAGGAUGACUAUGCCUUAAGAUCGCAUACCUUGGCGCAACAAGCUCAGGAAAAGGGUUACUUUACGGACUUAAUGCCUUUUAAAGUUCAAGGCGUUGAUCAGUUGGUCGACAAGGACAAUGGCAUACGUGUGUCCACGCCCGAAAGUUUGGCUAAACUAAAGCCAGCCUUUAUCAAACCUUAUGGCACAGUUACAGCGGCAAACUCUUCCUUUUUGACUGAUGGCUCCUCAGCGUGUCUUAUUAUGACCGAGGCGAAGGCCAAGCAAUUAGGCCUGAAGCCCAAAGCAUUUUUACGUGAUUUCCUCUAUGUGUCGCAAGAUCCCGUCGAUCAGUUGCUCUUGGGUCCUGCAUAUGGCAUACCGAAGCUGUUGAAAAAAGCAGGACUCACAUUGAAGGAUAUCGACACUUGGGAAAUUCACGAGGCGUUCGCAGGUCAAAUCGUGGCCAAUUUGAAGGCCUUGGAUUCCGAUUGGUUCUGCAAAACCUAUCUGGGUCUAAACGAAAAACUCGGCUCAGUCGAUAUAUCCAAGUGGAAUAACUGGGGUGGCUCCCUAUCAAUUGGUCAUCCGUUUGCCGCCACAGGAGUGCGUCUCUGUAUGCACACGGCGAACCGUUUGGUUCGUGAGGAUGGCAAACUUGGUGUUGUUGCCGCAUGUGCUGCUGGUGGCCAAGGAGUCGCCAUGCUAAUCGAGCGUUAUCCUGGCGCAACUGCCGACUGAAUUUCUGUAUCAUUAGCUAAGUUCUUUACAGUUUAAUACAUGCCCCUAAAUACAUUUAUUUGCGGUUUAUAUAGUUA
Drosophila grimshawi is the source of this 1624-nucleotide messenger RNA. It is a transcript of the gene Mtpbeta, whose product is annotated as trifunctional enzyme subunit beta, mitochondrial. The transcript has 7 exons. Gene Ontology annotation, biological process: fatty acid beta-oxidation. NCBI's taxonomy places the organism in Eukaryota, Metazoa, Arthropoda, Insecta, Diptera, Drosophilidae. The record is from RefSeq and is a predicted model, not a curated record. Gene Ontology annotation, molecular function: acyltransferase activity, transferring groups other than amino-acyl groups. The coding region runs from base 138 to 1547 and encodes 469 amino acids.